AUGAAAGGGAACGGGAGGUGCUUGCGGCGCGCUUGGGCGGGAAAUCGAAUCGACGACGUUGUCGCGGCGACUGGUGGUCGUUUGACCACCGGCGAGCCCGGAUUUUCCUUCCUCCUUUUCCUGCCAUUUUCCACCCUUCGCCACUGCAGCAUCUCGCGCCCCAACGUCUCUUCUCUGACCUGCAUCGUCUCGGUCGUUGUCGUCGUUAUGAACAUUGUCAUCGUCAUCGUCAGCAUCGUCAGCAUCGUCAUUCUCGUCAUCAUCGUCACCACCGUCGUCACCACCGUCGUCACCAUCGUCGUCACCAUCGUCGUCACCAUCGUCGUCACCAUCGUCGUCACCAUCGUCGUCACCAUCGUCGUCACCAUCGUCGUCGCCAUCGUCAUCUCCAAGCCGCCUGCUCCUCUUCACCCUGCGACGCCGUCCCGUGCAUUGCCUGCCCCCGGUGCCUUCUCGUCGCCGUACGUCUCGUUUCGGCUCGUGCCCAUGCAGGCCCGAACGUGGAGCGGAGCGUCGUCGGCUGACGCUCAUCAGUAUUGCGAUGCUCGUUGCCGAGAGCGUGACCGGCCGUCUCACAAUCAGUUCUGUCGAGCCGAUCUCCACCUAUCCUACGCCGACAUCAUCGAUCAUGCCGGCGAAGAGGGAAGCGCCGACAUCGAGGCGGACGCGGGUCAUGACUGGUUCUGGAGCAAUCAUGCGGCGACGGAUGUGCUCCAGCUGGAAAAGAACGAGGGAAAGUAUUACAAUGGCGAUCUACAUUUGCUCCUGGCCGGAGACGCGGCACUGCGUCAUUUAAUCUACUCCGUCGUCAAGAUGCCCGAGACGGCCAGUCCGACGCUGUGUUUCUGCAUCAACGAACGAUCCUACACGCAGGUGGCCAGGACCCUCUACGCCCUGCAUCUGCUGUUCGACCAAAGCCACGACGCCGUACACAACGCUGAAACCCUCAUCCACCUCUGGUACUCCAGUCGUAUACCCCUGCGGCUGCACGACCGCGUCAACUCGGUCGUGAUGAAGUCGGUCCUCUACGAUAUCGAACGUUAUUGCGCCCGCGAGGGCAAAGAAGACACAGCCGAGAGGCAUAACCGUUAUCGAUUCACCUGGAGAGCCGAGAAUGUCCUCAUCCAAUCCGACCUGAAGCGCGACCAGUGGAGGGCAAUCAAGGACCUGCUGGAUCUGAAGCCGAUGCACCGUGAUUUCAACACCCUGCUGUUCAGGCAGCGCGAUGAUAAACUCCAUGCCGAGUCCCCGGUCCGGUUCAUCGCCCGAAUGACGCACUCGAGGGCCAUGGGCCGGUUGCGGUGGCGCGCAGACGGCAUCUUGCUUCCCUUUGGCCAUCCGCGCGAUGACUUCACCGUUUUGAAUCCACUAUUUUUCAGAUCCAGCCAAGGUGAUUCGCCCACGACAUGCGACGUCUACCCCCCUGGCGCCUCCCGGGAGCCGCUGGCCGAGUGGCCGAUGGAAUUGCUCGACUAUCCCGACCCGCUCACUCAAAAUGACGUAUACGGCAAGAUGUUUUACUGGCUGCGCGACCUCCUCGUCGCCUUCCAGAGCCGUGUCAAGGGGCUGUCGAUGACGGUGCGACUGUCCUGCGGAUCCCUCGAUCAAGUUCCCGACUGGCCCAAGUCACUCGGGUCGCCUCAGGGUGAGCAAAUGUUUGACCGGAUCGAGGUUGGACGGCUCUGGGACGACGAGGCCCUCGCGACGCUGGCCUCUUGCCGCCGACUUCUGCGCCAUCGAGAUGAGAAUCCGUUUGCUGCGCUGCUGACGCGAACCCGCAAAUCUGUUUCGCACGCCUUGGGCACCGUCCUUGCCGAUCUGGAAGGCGAGAAGCGGGACAUGCUCAGGCCGACAAACACCGUCUUGGACGAGCACGCACCGCCGGUGCCCGCCGAAGGCGAAGUGCUCUUCGGCGACUUGCUACGACGACACCUCGGCCUGCUCAUGUGGCGGAACUGGGACAAGUUCUCUUCAAGAUAUCUUCAACAGUCGGAUAUUUUUGGAUUCGACGGCCUCAUCGACGACGAUGAACCCGUGCGCAGCGUCGUCACCGAUGGCUUCGUUGGCAUCAAGGUCCGCCAAAAGCACCGAAUCACGAAGCGCUGGCCAAACCGCCUCGUCCAUAGCCGAAAGGAAUCACCCACCCUCCGAGACUUCAACCGCUGGCUCGGCUGGGCCGAAGUGGCCCCUGAGCGCUGGCUUGAGUGGACGCGGGUCGAGGACCUCUGCAGGAGCGGACAAGACGAACUUGUUUCUCUCAUCCGUUCCACCGAGCUGCGGAACAGGAUCAAGGUCGCCGCCGCCGCCGUCGCCGCCGACGACGAUGGCCCGAGCGCUCAAGCUGAUGGCAUCGCGGCGCUGGAAGAGGGCCUGCAAAAUAUGGCCGUGUCCGGGCUCGAAAUGAUUGAAUCGGAAUCGGAUACCAUCGGAACGAAGACGCCGUCCGAGGGCGGGAACGGCGAUGAAGAGGACGGCCCGACCGAAACCGAGGAUGACGAGGAGCAGGCCAGCGAAAGCAGCAACGGGGAGGGGGCGGAGGACUGGAAGAAGACGAACAAGAAGAAGAAGAAGAAGCAGAAGAAGAAGCGGAAUAAGAAUAAGAAGAAGCAACAGAAGAAAAGGUAA
Molecule: messenger RNA, 2625 nt
Organism: Drechmeria coniospora
Lineage: Eukaryota; Fungi; Ascomycota; Sordariomycetes; Hypocreales; Ophiocordycipitaceae
Exons: 6
Coding region: 1-2625 (874 amino acids)
Source: RefSeq, a predicted model, not a curated record